This is a messenger RNA of Centruroides sculpturatus (bark scorpion), 615 nucleotides long. Its product is annotated as gamma-aminobutyric acid receptor subunit beta-like. The record is from RefSeq and is a predicted model, not a curated record. Gene Ontology annotation, molecular function: extracellular ligand-gated monoatomic ion channel activity. The coding region runs from base 1 to 615 and encodes 204 amino acids. Lineage: Eukaryota; Metazoa; Arthropoda; Arachnida; Scorpiones; Buthidae. Gene Ontology annotation, biological process: monoatomic ion transport. The transcript has 4 exons. Gene Ontology annotation, cellular component: membrane.
AUGGGUUCCGUAGUAGGACCAAAACUAGCCGAAAUUUAUAUGCUGGAUGUGGACAUGUUUUUAUCAACGUUAAAUGGAGUUAAGUUUUUUGCAAGAUUGGCUCCAUCCUUAAAUAACAGGUUAUCAAAUAUAAUGAUUAUAAGAAGUACCAAAAAAUGUUUAUUAGAGGAAGAAGGUGUUGUUUAUCGGAUAGAAUGCACGUGUAACAACCCUAGUUUUCACGUUGGUAAAACAAAACGAAGAUUAAAGAUUCGACUGUCGGAACAUCUGGCUGCCGAUUUCCGUCUGAUUUUGGGAAUUGUUGCAGUGUGGAAGGAUCCGAGAUUGAAUUUGAAAAAGUUUGUUACCAAAGGUUCUGUUAUGUUUCCUAGUAAUUUAGUGAACAAUCUCUGGAAACCAAAAUUUGGAUUUCCUAAUACCAAAAUGAUUCAAACGUUUUAUGGCUCUUCGAAAAUUACUUAUGUAAAAGUUCUUCCGGACGAAUCUCUGUUUGGGGGUAUCAGAAUGAAUUUUUUAGUUGACUGUCCAAUGAACCUGCAUGAUUAUCCAGCUGAUAUUCAGAUUUGUCGGUUUUUACUAGGUAUAAGUAAGUCAUUCAUUAUUACUUUUGAAUAA